AUGGCCAAGCAAAGGGGAAGAAGACAAAACAACACCUACAAGGAACGUUCGUCCGAGCAAGCUAAAUCUGGCUUUGGGGCGGACAUCCGCACAGAGGCCCAGCAAACGCAAGAAACUGGCGAAGAGCCCAAAUCCGAAUUUUCGUCCGUUUUUUACGGCUUGGUGGACCUGAACGAAAUUGACUACUUCAAGCAAGCGGAGUCCACGCUCAACAUAAAUGCAUUUGACUCCGAUGAAGAAAGAGCAGGGUUCAUCAGAUCGGUGUUGGAGGAGUGCAGAGGAAAAGAGUUGAAGUUGGUGACAAACCAAAUUUGCUCCAAACUCAUGGAGCGGCUCGUUCUCUAUGCGUCGGACCGCCAGUUAAAGCACAUUUUUCACCAGUUCCAGGACCAUUUCCCGGCGUUGGCCCACCACAAAUACUCGUCGCAUGUGCUUGAAACGCUUCUUGUGAGAAGCGCGGCACUCAUCGAAAAAGAGCUUGCCCAUGCGAACCAUGCCGAGGACGAGGAUUUGGAAGCUGAAAGCGGCGAUGCUGCUGAAGACAAGCAGGUGACUUCCGUGCCCAUGGAAGCAAUGUAUAUCAAAAUGCUUGCGCUGUUUGCGCCGUACUGGUCCACAAUGAUAGUACACCAGUAUGCGUCCCACGUCAUGCGGAUUAUCUUGCUCGUCACCUCCGCCAAGGAGUUGCCUUCUACAACAAUGGCCCACUCGGUCUUGCGGUCGAAAAAAUCGAAGAUUGCGCGGAAAAUGAUCGAGAUCAAAGACAACGAAGACUUCAACCGGGCGUACGAAGUGCCUGCCUCUUUCAAAGACGAGCUCAAGAGAAUAAUUGGCGCAGUGACCUCACCGCUCGAUACCAAAGCAGCACGUGAGUUGGCCAUCCACAAAAUCGCGUCUCCCGUGCUCCAGCUCAUAUUAAGAGUCGAGGGUAUAUUUGACCGCGACCGGCCCGUAUGGCACUUGCUUUUCCGCCUGGAAAAAGACGACAAGGAUGCCGCAGAAGAGGCCUUUGUCGAAUAUCUUUUGUCUGACAGCGUGGGCUCGCACUUUCUCGAGGCGAUCAUCAAAAACGACGGUGCCCGGAUGAAGUACAUUGAGAGAUUGUACAAGCUCUACAUGAAGGCCCGGGUGUUGAAGUUGGCCAAGCGUGCCACCACCGGAGUCUACAUCAUCCAGGCGUUGAUGCUCAAGCUCAAGCCCGGCGAGGUCGAGUACAUCCUAGACGAGAUCAUCCCGGAUAUCUCCGGGCUUGUGUCGAUCUCUGAGAACCAGAACAUAGACCUAGGCAAGUCUGUUAUUGAAGCGUCUAUGUCGCGGUUCAACUACCGGAGAGACGACCUCGUACAGCAGCUUUUCAAGAAGUUUGCACCCAACUACUCUCCGGAUGAGCCCAGCGACGACACCACCACCGAGUUCUUCGAAAAUGUGCUCCAACUCACAGGCUCCACCUUGGGAAACACGCGUGACGACUGGCCCACGGCCGAGGAGAGAAGACGUGCCUUGUUCAUCGAGAAAUUGAUGGAGUAUGACUACGGGUUUGUCGUGUGUGCGUGGCUUAAUUUCAUGGCGUUGUCGCCGGAGAAAUUCAUGCAGAUGUGUUUCCACGGCGUGUUCUCGCAUGUGGUUGAACAUGCACUUGUUGUGAAGCCAGCCUCGGAGGGCGAGCCCAAGGAUAUCAUGAUCAUGAGAAAGAAGUUCUUGAACAUCUUCAUGGGGCACAUCUUCGAGUUGUCGUGCAACUCGUACGGCUCGCAUAUCGUCGACAAGCUCUGGAACUUCACCGUGCUUUUGCCCAUGUACAAAGACAGAAUCGGGUCGGAGUUGAUGGCCAAUCUGCACCGGGUCAAGGACAGCACCUACGGCCGCUUGGUGUGGAAAAAUUGGUCCAUGGAGUUGUUCGUCCGCAAAAAGUACGACUGGAAGACGUUGGUGAAGACCCAGGAACAGGACUAUCGCGCCUCUGCCGACGAGGACACUGCCGGCGAGCAGAAGAAAAAACCCAUUGAGUUGAAGAUGGAGCAGCUCUACAAGCAGAAACAGUACCAGGAGGAGAGAGAAAAGAGAAAAGGUGAAGACCUCGCGUACGCUGAGAAGAAGAGACAAAGAAUGAGGGGCCGCGACCGGUACUAG
Metschnikowia bicuspidata var. bicuspidata NRRL YB-4993 is the source of this 2130-nucleotide messenger RNA. Its product is annotated as RNA-binding RNA processing protein. Gene Ontology annotation, molecular function: RNA binding. The record is from RefSeq and is a predicted model, not a curated record. NCBI's taxonomy places the organism in Eukaryota, Fungi, Ascomycota, Pichiomycetes, Serinales, Metschnikowiaceae. Gene Ontology annotation, biological process: endonucleolytic cleavage to generate mature 5'-end of SSU-rRNA from (SSU-rRNA, 5.8S rRNA, LSU-rRNA); endonucleolytic cleavage in 5'-ETS of tricistronic rRNA transcript (SSU-rRNA, 5.8S rRNA, LSU-rRNA); endonucleolytic cleavage in ITS1 to separate SSU-rRNA from 5.8S rRNA and LSU-rRNA from tricistronic rRNA transcript (SSU-rRNA, 5.8S rRNA, LSU-rRNA). The transcript has a single exon. Gene Ontology annotation, cellular component: nucleolus; 90S preribosome; preribosome, small subunit precursor. Bases 1 to 2130 code for a protein of 709 amino acids.